This is a messenger RNA of Bactrocera latifrons, 5832 nucleotides long. RefSeq names its product clathrin heavy chain (gene Chc). The coding region runs from base 496 to 5526 and encodes 1676 amino acids. Lineage: Eukaryota; Metazoa; Arthropoda; Insecta; Diptera; Tephritidae. Gene Ontology annotation, molecular function: structural molecule activity; clathrin light chain binding. The transcript is spliced from 9 exons. Gene Ontology annotation, biological process: receptor-mediated endocytosis; intracellular protein transport. The record is from RefSeq and is a predicted model, not a curated record. Gene Ontology annotation, cellular component: clathrin-coated endocytic vesicle; clathrin coat of coated pit; clathrin coat of trans-Golgi network vesicle.
AGUUUCAUUUGUCAGAAAGAAUUUUUCUUGUCAUUUACGCUUUUAGGUGGUGAAGAAAUCAAUAUGGUUAAACUCGUUUUAAGUGCAAUUUAAGUGGAUAAUAAAUGGGAAUUUAACCAAAUAAAUAACAAAAAAAGCUACAACGAUAAUUGUGUUUAUGUGGACAAAUGAAAAGUGAACAGGUCAAAAGUAUUAUAAUAUACGCCGAAGUGAAUCCGAACAUUGAAACCAAUUUUAAAAAGUUCACUGAGAAGAGAUUAAUAAUUAAUUAAAGUGAAUAAGUGCUAAAUAACCGCUGUCAAAACCAAAUCAACAAUUAAUAGGAAUAAAACGCAAUCGAUCGAACGAACGAAAAAAGAAUUUGAAGAUAUUAAAAUUAAUUUAAAUAGUACGCAAGGUGUCAACUAUAACACAUUGUGAUCCUGAGGUCGUAAAUCAAUUCCAGCGCCGUUGCAGUGAAAGAUAACUAGUGUGUUACUAUUGUAGCUGCAAAAAAUGACGCAAGUUUUGCCUAUACGCUUCCAGGAGCAUUUACAGCUCACAAAUGUCGGCAUCAACAUCAAUUCGAUUUCGUUCAGUACUCUCACCAUGGAGUCGGACAAAUUCAUUUGCGUGCGUGAAAAGGUCAAUGACACCGCACAAGUCGUCAUUAUCGACAUGAACGAUGUCAGCAACCCGACCCGGCGUCCCAUCUCCGCCGACUCGGCCAUUAUGAAUCCAGCCAGCAAAGUUAUUGCGCUUAAGGCUCAAAAGACCUUGCAAAUCUUCAAUAUUGAAAUGAAAUCGAAAAUGAAGGCGCACACUAUGACCGAGGAUGUAGUCUUCUGGAAAUGGAUUUCUUUGAACACGCUGGCCUUGGUCACCGAAACCUCUGUCUAUCAUUGGUCCAUGGAAGGCGAUUCCACCCCGCAAAAAAUGUUUGAUCGCCAUUCAUCGUUGAAUGGUUGUCAAAUUAUCAACUAUCGUUGCAAUCCAACGCAACAGUGGUUGUUGUUGGUGGGCAUAUCGGCAUUGCCAAAUCGUGUGGCCGGUGCUAUGCAGUUGUACUCGGUGGAGCGCAAGGUCUCACAGGCUAUCGAAGGUCACGCUGCCUCUUUCGCCAGCUUCAAGAUGGAGGGCAACAAGGAGGCAUCGACACUGUUCUGUUUCGCUGUGAGGACUGCAAGCGGUGGCAAAUUGCAUAUUAUCGAAGUAGGUGCCCCGCCAGCAGGCAAUCAACCCUUCCCCAAGAAGUCGGUGGACGUUUUUUUCCCACCGGAGGCGCAAAGCGAUUUCCCCGUCGCCAUGCAAGUUUCAGCCAAAUAUGAUACCAUUUAUUUGAUCACCAAAUAUGGCUAUAUCCAUCUAUAUGACAUGGAAACGGCUACGUGCAUCUACAUGAAUCGUAUCUCGGCCGAUACGAUCUUUGUGACGGCACCGCACGAGGCCAGUGGCGGCAUCAUCGGUGUUAAUCGCAAGGGGCAAGUACUCUCCGUGACCGUCGAUGAAGAGCAAAUUAUCCCAUACAUCAAUACGGUAUUGCAAAAUCCCGAUUUGGCUUUACGUAUGGCCGUGCGCAAUAAUCUCUCUGGUGCUGAGGAUCUCUUUGUGCGUAAAUUCAAUAAACUUUUCACAGCAGGUCAAUACGCCGAAGCGGCUAAGGUAGCAGCGCUCGCACCAAAGGGAAUCUUGCGUACACCACAAACAAUACAACGCUUCCAGCAAGUGCAGUCGCCUGCUGGCUCAACGACGCCACCACUCUUACAAUACUUUGGCAUACUACUCGAUCAGGGCAAACUGAACAAGUAUGAGUCGUUGGAGUUAUGCCGCCCAGUGUUGGUGCAGGGUAAGAAACAGUUAUGUGAGAAGUGGUUGAAAGAGGAGAAACUCGAGUGCAGCGAAGAAUUGGGUGAUUUGGUGAAGACAUCCGAUUUGACAUUGGCGCUAUCAAUUUACUUGCGUGCUAAUGUACCCAAUAAGGUUAUACAGUGUUUCGCCGAGACGGGACAAUUCCAAAAGAUCGUAUUGUACGCUAAAAAGGUCAACUAUACCCCGGAUUAUAUAUUCCUGUUACGUUCGGUGAUGCGCACCAAUCCGGAACAAGGCGCCGGCUUCGCCUCGAUGUUGGUAGCCGAAGAGGAAGAACCGCUGGCUGAUAUCAAUCAGAUUGUCGAUAUAUUCAUGGAGCAUUCAAUGGUGCAGCAAUGUACUGCCUUCCUGCUGGACGCACUCAAGCAUAAUCGCCCCAAUGAGGGUGCUUUGCAGACGCGUUUGUUGGAAAUGAAUUUGGUUUCGGCGCCACAAGUGGCUGAUGCCAUUCUCGGCAAUGCCAUGUUCACGCAUUACGAUCGUGCGCACAUCGCACAGUUAUGCGAGAAGGCCGGCUUGUUGCAACGCGCAUUGGAACACUACACCGACUUGUAUGACAUUAAGCGCGCUGUGGUGCAUACACAUCUGUUGAAUGCCGAUUGGCUGGUCGGCUACUUUGGAACGCUGUCCGUGGAGGACUCGUUGGAGUGCUUGAAAGCCAUGUUAACGGCGAAUAUACGUCAAAACUUGCAGAUCUGCGUGCAAAUUGCUACCAAAUAUCAUGAGCAAUUGACCACUAAAGCUUUGAUUGAUCUCUUCGAGAGUUUCAAGUCUUACGAGGGACUCUUCUACUUCCUCGGCUCGAUCGUUAACUACUCGCAGGAUCCCGAGGUGCAUUUCAAGUAUAUACAGGCGGCUUGCAAAACCAAUCAAAUUAAGGAAGUUGAACGCAUUUGUCGGGAAUCAAACUGCUAUAAUGCAGAACGCGUUAAGAACUUCCUAAAGGAGGCCAAACUCACUGAUCAGUUGCCGCUUAUCAUUGUUUGUGAUCGUUUCGACUUUGUACAUGAUCUAGUACUCUACCUAUACCGUAACAAUCUACAGAAAUAUAUUGAAAUUUACGUGCAAAAAGUGAAUCCAUCACGUUUGCCUGUUGUCGUUGGUGGUCUCUUGGAUGUUGAUUGCUCUGAGGAUAUUAUCAAAAAUUUGAUACUUGUCGUAAAGGGCCAGUUCUCGACCGAUGAGCUAGUGGCUGAAGUGGAGAAGCGUAAUCGUUUGAAAUUACUAUUGCCGUGGUUGGAAUCGCGCGUGCAUGACGGUUGUGUAGAACCCGCUACACACAAUGCAUUGGCCAAGAUCUAUAUCGAUUCGAAUAAUAAUCCCGAACGUUUCCUCAAGGAGAAUCAAUAUUACGAUAGUCGGGUGGUCGGUCGUUAUUGCGAGAAACGUGAUCCCCAUUUGGCAUGUGUAGCUUAUGAACGUGGUCAAUGUGAUCGCGAGCUGAUUGCUGUUUGCAAUGAGAAUUCACUGUUUAAGAGCGAAGCGCGUUAUUUGGUGCGUCGUCGCGAUCCCGCCCUUUGGGUGGAAGUGUUGUCUGAGGCAAAUCCCUACAAGCGCCAAUUGAUAGAUCAGGUCGUGCAGACAGCGCUGUCUGAAACACAGGACCCAGACGAUAUCUCUGUGACGGUGAAGGCCUUCAUGACCGCCGAUCUGCCUAAUGAGUUAAUUGAAUUGCUUGAAAAAAUUAUACUUGAUUCGUCUGUGUUCUCCGACCAUCGUAAUUUGCAAAACUUGCUUAUCUUGACCGCUAUUAAAGCCGACCGCACACGCGUCAUGGACUAUAUCAAUCGUUUGGACAACUAUGAUGCGCCCGAUAUUGCGAAUAUCGCUAUUUCGAAUCAAUUGUACGAAGAGGCAUUCGCCAUCUUCAAGAAAUUCGAUGUGAAUACCUCCGCUAUACAGGUGCUUAUCGAGCAGGUGAAUAAUUUGGAGCGCGCUAAUGAGUUCGCCGAGCGCUGCAACGAGCCGGCCGUUUGGUCACAGCUCGCUAAAGCACAAUUGCAACAAGGACUCGUUAAGGAGGCCAUUGAUUCGUACAUCAAAGCGGACGAUCCAAGCGCAUACAUGGAUGUGGUGGAUGUCGCCUCAAAGGCUGACUCCUGGGAUGAUCUGGUGCGUUAUCUACAGAUGGCACGCAAGAAGGCGCGUGAAUCAUAUAUUGAAAGCGAGUUGAUCUAUGCCUAUGCACGUACCGGCCGUCUCGCUGAUUUGGAAGAAUUCAUUUCGGGUCCGAAUCAUGCCGACAUACAGAAAAUCGGCGAUCGUUGCUUUAACGAUGGCAUGUACGAUGCGGCCAAAUUGUUGUACAACAAUGUUAGCAACUUUGCACGUCUCGCCAUUACAUUGGUCUAUUUGAAGGAGUUCCAGGGCGCGGUAGACUCUGCACGUAAAGCUAAUUCGACACGCACCUGGAAGGAGGUGUGCUUCGCUUGUGUCGAUGCCGAGGAAUUCCGUCUAGCGCAAAUGUGCGGUCUGCACAUCGUCGUGCACGCCGAUGAAUUAGAAGAUCUAAUCAAUUACUAUCAAGAUCGUGGCUACUUUGAGGAGCUCAUUGCGUUGUUGGAGUCCGCUUUGGGACUGGAACGCGCACACAUGGGCAUGUUCACUGAACUGGCUAUACUCUAUUCGAAAUUCAAGCCGUCUAAGAUGCGUGAGCAUCUCGAGCUGUUCUGGUCGCGUGUCAACAUUCCAAAAGUGUUACGCGCUGCCGAAUCGGCGCACCUUUGGUCCGAACUGGUAUUCCUCUACGACAAGUAUGAAGAGUACGAUAAUGCAGUGCUUGCCAUGAUGGCACAUCCGACGGAGGCUUGGCGUGAGGGUCACUUCAAGGACAUCAUCACCAAAGUGGCCAACAUCGAACUGUACUACAAAGCUAUACAAUUCUAUUUGGAUUACAAACCAUUGUUAUUAAACGACAUGCUGUUGGUGUUGGCACCCCGUAUGGAUCAUACACGAGCUGUUAGCUUCUUCUCGAAGACCGGUCAUUUACAAUUGGUGAAACCAUAUUUACGUUCAGUACAAUCGCUCAACAACAAGGCGAUCAACGAGGCGCUCAACGGGCUACUCAUCGACGAGGAGGACUAUCAGGGUCUACGUAAUUCUAUUGAUGGAUUUGAUAACUUCGACACAAUCGCAUUGGCACAAAAGCUGGAGAAGCACGAAUUGACCGAAUUUAGACGUAUUGCUGCCUAUCUGUACAAAGGCAACAACCGUUGGAAGCAGAGCGUCGAAUUGUGCAAAAAGGACAAACUCUACAAGGAUGCAAUGGAGUAUGCGGCUGAAUCUGGCAAACAGGAAAUUGCCGAAGAGCUUUUGGGUUGGUUCCUGGAACGCAAUGCCCAUGAUUGUUUUGCUGCCUGUCUAUUCCAAUGUUACGAUUUGCUGCGGCCUGAUGUUAUACUGGAGUUGGCAUGGAAACACAAUAUCAUGGACUUCGCCAUGCCCUAUUUGAUACAAGUAAUACGCGAAUACACCACCAAAGUGGAUAAACUGGAGCAAAACGAAGCGCAACGCGAAAAGGAGGAUGAAACCGUCGAACACAAGAAUAUCAUCACAAUGGAACCACAACUGAUGAUAACCGCUGGACCGGCAAUGGGUAUACCACCACAAUAUGCGCAAAAUUAUGCGGCGGCGCCUGGCUAUGCGCCAAACAUGGCUUAUCCUGGCUAUGGAAUGUAGGCAACAACUACAAAUACAACACCACCACAACAACCACUACUACUGAAAAUUGAACGAAAUUCAACAAAAAAUAAAACUAGCAAAAAAUCAAGAACACAAUCCGUAAUGUUGCAAAAAUUUUAAACAUAUAAACACGCACCGAAACACGAGUAAAAUUGCAAUUCGAAAACGAAAAUUUAAAUGUGAAAUCAAAAUUUCUGCAUGUAAAUGUAGUUGUAGUUACAUCAUCAAACGCUAUAGCAGGGAAAUACAACCGAAAACAUUGCAUUACAUACAUAUAUAGAUACAAAGCGAAAAAAAUAAAAA